Messenger RNA from Puccinia triticina, 5136 nucleotides. RefSeq lists its product as uncharacterized. NCBI's taxonomy places the organism in Eukaryota, Fungi, Basidiomycota, Pucciniomycetes, Pucciniales, Pucciniaceae. The coding region runs from base 1 to 5136 and encodes 1711 amino acids. The transcript is spliced from 6 exons. The record is from RefSeq and is a predicted model, not a curated record.
AUGACCAACCCACCCGACCCUGCCGAAUCCCGCCCCACACGAAACAUCCCAUCCGAAACAGCCACCACCAGCCGCUCUCGAUUCGGAUUCCCAGCCCCGCCUUCUUCCCACCCUAUCCCCCAUGGCACCGCCGAAAAUACCCUCCAAAGCACCCAGCCCCAGCUGCGCAAGUCCACCCGCAUCUCCUCCAGCUCGACAUCCCAAAUCGCCCGCCCCGGCUCCGCCCUCGCCCGCCCUGCUACUGCCCUAGGAACCCAUUCUGCGGCUGCCUCCAACAGCCGUCUCCCGCAGUCGAGCAGCAUCCCGGCGCCCAGCCGCAAGCGGCGCACCUCCUCCGUCUCCUCCCAGCGCCCCGCACCCUUCGGACACAUCCCAGCAUCCAACCCAACACGCGCCGCUGAUCCUUCUACUGAGCUCCAGAAACAGCUGGCCGACGCACUCGACCGGCUGAACGGCACUCAACAAGAAUGCAGCCAGUGGAAAUCGCGCGCAGAAGAAGCCGAGCUGAGGGUCGAACAAUCCCUGAAAGACCAGCACGAAGAGCGCGUCAGCUUCUGCCAAGAGAUCAAGCAGCUCGAAGACAAGCACGAAGAGACCAUCCAACAGAUCAAGCAAGACUCGGCCGCCAAGCUCGCUCGCUCGCAGGACGAACUCGAAAGAUUGGCUGCUUCGAACGCCAAAUCCCGGGAUGAGCUAGACAAAUCCACGGCUCACAUCGACCGACUGCAGUCCGAGAUCGAGCAGAUGGACAUCGACUCCGGUCGCAGUGCGGCCCAGGUCAUCGAACUCACCCGGCUGAAAACCGAGCUCGAAAGCAAGCUCCACGCUGCCCAAUCAGACCUCAAACAGGCCGAAAACAGGCUCGACCAGGUCACCCAACACUACCACAACAUCCAGUCCAAACUCCACCAGGAUCUCGACCAGAUGACCGCCGACUACCAGGCAUCCCUGCAGCAACAAGCCCUCUUCUCCUCAUCUGAUGUGCUCACGCAGUUCAAAACUAAGAUCCAUCAGCUGGAACAGAAGAUCAAGAGUCAAGAGCUAGAGCUCUCGAAAGCUAAGAAUGAGCUCGACCGCUUGGUCGGCGUGACUGCUCAGCAUCACGAGGAGAAACGGGAGUGGGACGUCGUCAGAGAUCAGUUAGAACACCAACUGCAAGAAUUAGACCGCCAAAUAUCCGCCAAAUCACAUCCUGCUAAUACUACAGCCGUCAAAGCUGAGACCGAGUCUUCGAUUUACGAGAAUCAACUAAUAGACCUCACCAUGAUGGUUGGCGACAGUAAAUGCGACAUCCUGCCGCCCAGGUCGGACGAACAAUCCGCACACAAAACGGACCACUCAUUGCUCGGUGGCUUAGCCCGGGAUUCGUCUGCACUUGGCCUGACCUUCCUGGACGACGAGAAUGAUCGUCAAGCGGACGCCGCGCUGGACCGGGAAGCUGCUGGCUCCCCUGGCUCGGAGGCGACGAUGGUCAACGCUGUUCCUCGCGAGGAGCACGACCGGGUCCUGCUGGACUUGAAGACCGCGGAAGCCGAGCUCGAGCAGCUCAAAGCCGAGCUGGCCGCGGUCAACGAGACGAUCUCGACCCUACGCCAGGGCGUCUCGACCGCGGAGCGCGACCACGCGGCCUCACAGACGGCCGCGCAGGCCGAAUUCGAGGCGAUCCGGACCGGGCUGGAGGAUCAAUUAACCCGGGCCCAACAGGCGAUCGAGGGCACGGUCCCGCGGGAGACGCACGACCGAUCACUCGCCGACCUCCGCACUCUCGAGGCCGAGCUCGCGGAUCUCAAGGCCCAGCUGCUCUCCUCCCAGGCGUCCGCCCACCAAUCGCUCACUGACCUCGCCGCCUCCCAGCACACCAUCGAGGCCCUCGAAGCCAGCCUGAGCACCCUGAAACAGGAGUCCGCUGGUCAGAUCGAGCGGCUCGCUCUAUCCCACGCCGCAGAAAUCGCGGCGUCUGCAGAAAAGAUCAAGUGCUUGCAGACAGACCUUGACCAAGUGAAUAGCCUGCACGCCCAAAGUUUAUCCAAGUUGGACGAACUAGCAGCGUUCAACCCCGAGCAAAUCGCGAUCCUGACUGCACGUCUGCGCGAGGAACGGGACUCAAGUCGCCGGGCGAUCGAGUUCAUGCACGUCGAGCGGCAAGCCCUCGAGGCCACCAGUCGCGACAUCAUCGAGAGGCUCCGGGGCGACCAGUCCCAAGUUCUGAGGGAGACUACUGUCGAGCGGAACAGCUUGGUCGUCACUAUUUUGACCCUGCAGGGCGCACUGAAGGCGUGGAAAAAGAUGGCAUCUAUUGCUCAGAUCCAAGAAGCCGGCCAAGUACACGGCUCUCCCUCCAAGGUCGACGGAGCGGUGAUGGAUAUCAGCUUCGCUGCCACUUCCAACAUCAGCCUCGCCUCCCAUCUCCGGGGAGACCUAGGCUUCGACAGUCCCGCUGGACCUGAUACGCCGGGUGCCGCGACUGAUCCCGCAGCUUCUACCGGUCCGAGCCCGGACUGUGGACGCGAAGAAGACCAUGCAGCUGAGGGUCUUGUUGACCUACAAGCCUACGAGGCCGCGCUGGACCAGAUCAGCCAACUGAGCAAACAAGUCGACGAGCUGAAAGAGCAACUCCUGCAGACGUAUGUGGCGCACCAAGAGCACGAGAAGCUGGCGCUCCUGGACGUCGAGAGCGUCCGUGCCGAGCUGGCGGCCGCCGAAGCCCAGCACGUCCAGACGCACGACCAUCAAGCUCGCACGAUCAUCUCGCUCGAGCUCCAGUUCGAGGGCAUCCAGCACCAGUUCCAUUCCUUGGAACGUUCCUACACCUCCCUCCGCGGCGAGAAGGAGGACCUGACGAACGUGCUGGCCCAGGAAGUCGAGGCGUCUGCGCGGAUCGGGGAGGACCGAGAGCGGUUGCGUGCCCGGAUCGCGGCGAUGGACGAGGAGAUGCACGCUCACAAGGUGUUGUUGACGGAGCUUGAGCAGAAGCUCGUCCGUGCGGAGGCAGACUUGGCGGCGAGCUCGGAGACCCGGACGGAGGCGCUGGCUUCCGUUGAUUGUCUGCGCGUCCAAGUCGCGUCGAUGGACGAGGAGAUUCGUGGUUAUAAGGCACAGAUCGCGGACCUUAGAGAGAAGCUCUCGCACGCUGAGGGAGAGCUGGGUGCGACAUCAGAGACGCACACGUCGAUGCUGGCUGCCACUGAUAGUCUACGGGCCCAAGUCGCAUCGAUGGACGAGGAAAUGUGCGCCUAUAAGCAACAGAUCAAAGACCUUGAAGCGAAGCACUCGGCGGCCAUCAAUGAGUUCGAUGGCGCCGAUGAGAGACGGACGGAGGCGAUAGCUACUGUUGAGUGUCUGCGGGCCCAGAUCGGGUCGAUGGACGAUGAAGUUCGUGGCUAUAAGCAGCAGAUCGCGGACCUCGAAGCAAAGCACUCGCUCGCUCACGAAGACUUGGCCGCGACAUCUGAGAAACAGACGUCGCAGCUCACAAUCCAGGUCGAGCAGCUCACCCACGACCUCCGACUGCAAGAGAAACUCGCCGCAGAUCUCCAGGAACAGUUCGAGGCGGCUGUCUUGGUCCAGAAGGAACACAUGGCUACCGUCGAAAAACUAGAAGAAACUUUGCAAACUCAGAAGGGCGAUCGUGAGACUGAGCUGGAAAGCAGAGAUGCCGCGCUCGUUGCUCAGCAAGCCAGCCUGGAGAAACAGCUGUCCGAUCUCCAGCUUUCACUAGAGGGGAAGACGGCGCUCAAUGUGCAACUGCAAGAGCGCGUUGGUGUCUUGGACGCCCAGAUCCAGGAAGAACAAGACGCCCAUCGAGCUCUCCAAGCCGAGAGUCUAGCCAAACUGUCCGAGGCGAUCGAGCUUCGGGCCGCCACGGAGGAGCAACAUCGGCUGCUCCAAAGUCAGGUCGACGAACUGGUGGAGAAGAUCGAAGCGUUGGAGGCUGAGAAGGGAUCGCUAACUAACCAACUCGAGUCAGCUACCGAAGAGCAGCAAGCGACGGCCGCCGACCUCACUCGCACCCAGGAAGAAUUGGCGCACGUGACAAGCUCCAGAGACUCGAUGGCUCGACAGCUGGACCAGAUGAACGACGACGUCCGACUACUAACCGAAGAGCUUCAACAACUCAAAACCGACCAAAGCCUCGACAAGCAAUCCAGCGAGAAAUAUGAGACUCUCUUGGGUGAAUUCAAGGCGCUCGAGGAACAACUUCCCACCUUAUCGAGCGAGCUUGAGAUCGUCCGUUCCGAGCUGGAUUCGGCGAGCGGGAUGGUAGACGACAUGGCGCGCGAAGUGGCGGAGAAAGAAGCGAUGAUCAGCCAGUUGAAGGCCGACCUUGCGACGGUCAGCAAGCUGCAUCGUCGCACAUCCUCCGCGGCUCCCGACCCCUCCGACCGCAUCCCCGAGCUCGAAGCGCGCAUCCAGGCUAAAACGCUCGAGGCCGAAGACGCCGUCGAUAAGCUGCUCGAGGAGUUGCAGAAGAAUAAACGCUUGGCCCACUUGGUCGAGACUCUCAAAAUCAAGUUGAAGAGCAAGGCCAACAAAGCGGGCGUUCCGCCAGCGGAGCCUCGGCUGGCUGAAGGAUCUGAAGGAAGCGACCCGGGCCGAGUGAGUGGGAGAGCAGCCGGCACCGAAGAGGCAGUCGGGGUUCCAUCGAGCAGCCGGAAGCGGAAGCACGACUCGGGCGGCCCGGAUGCAGCAGCUUCGCUGCGCGUGCGGGGCCAGCUGGACGAGGCGAGCGAGGGGAAGGAGAAUGCGGACGGGAGCCAGGGCCGCCAGCCGGUGCGGCGGAAGACGAGCGCGAGUGCCGCCGACGACGGGCCCCCGGCCUCAGCCGUCCUGCGCCCCGUCUCCGUCAACCAGCCCGGCCCCUUCGUCCUCGUCCCCCCCACCACUUCCGCCCUCGACGCCGCCAAGCCCGCCGCACUCAAAGCCGCAAACUUGCCCCCGGCGGCCCCGGCUACUAACUCGUCCCUCCUCGCUAGCAUCCGCCGCAAACAGCAGCGCAAACAGCUCGCUAUCUCCGCACUCAACCCCCGUGCCCCCUCCCCCUCCACCACCGCCGCUGGCGUCGGUCCGGGAAAGACGCUGGACGAGCCCCGACGGACCAGCUUGAGACUCGUACGCAAAGAGCAGGAAAAUCUCUAG